This is a messenger RNA of Parnassius apollo (apollo), 7266 nucleotides long. Lineage: Eukaryota; Metazoa; Arthropoda; Insecta; Lepidoptera; Papilionidae. The record is from the annotation of a GenBank genome assembly.
AUGACUAAAGAGCAGACACCAAGCCCAGUUGAAAAAUUGGACGAAGAGCUUACGGAAGGAACUAAGAAAGGAAUGUCAAAGGAGGUGACAAUUCCGAAGGAGGCCAUUGGUACUGAUACUCUAAAGGCGACGACACCUAGUCCAAUUGAAAUCGAUGAAAAAGUUCCACAUAAAGAAAUGCCGAAAGAGCAGACACCGAGCCCAGUUCAAAAAUUGGAAAACGAUCUUCCAGAAGAAACUAAGAAAGGCAUGUCAAAGGAGGUGACAAUUCCGAACGAGGCCAUUGGUACAGAUACUCUAAAGGAGACGACACCUAGUCCAAUUGAAAUCGAAGAAAAAGUUACACUUAAAGAAAUGCCAAAAGAGCGGACACCAAGCCCAGUUGAAAAAUUGGACGAAGAGCUUACAGAAGAAACUAAUAAAGACAUGUCAAAGGAGGUGACAAUUCCGAAGGAAGCUAUUGGUACUGAUACUCUAAGGGCGACGACACCUAGUCCAAUUGAAAUCGAUGAAAAAGUUACACAUAAAGAAAUGCCGAAAGAGCAGACACCAAGCCCAGUAGAAAAAUUGGACGAAGAGCUUACAGAAGAAACUAAGAAAGACAUGCCAAAGGAGGUGACAAUUCCGAAGGAGGCCAUUGGUACUGAUACUCUAAAGGCGACGACACCUAGUCCAAUUGAAAUCGAUGAAAAAGUUCCACUUAAAGAUAUGCCGAAAGAGCAGACACCAAGCCCAGUAGAAAAAUUGGACAAAGAGCUUACGGAAGAAACUAAGAAAGAAAUGCCAAAGGAGGUGACAAUUCCGAAGGAGGCCAUUGGUACUGAUACUUUAAAGGCGACGACACCUAGUCCAAUUGAAAUUGAAGAAAAAGUUACACUUAUUAAAAAAUUGGACAAAGAGCUUACAGAAGAAACUAAGAAAGAAAUGCCAAAGGAGGUGACAAUUCCGAAGGAGGCCAUUGGUACAGAUACUUUAAAGGCGACGACACCUAGUCCAAUUGAAAUUGAAGAAAAAGUUACACUUAAAGAAAUGCCAAAAGAGCAUACACCAAGCCCAGUUGAAAAAUUGGACGAAGAGCUUACAGAAGAAACGAAGAAAGGCAUGUCAAAGGAGGUGACAAUUCCGAAGGAGGCCAUUGGUACUGAUACUCUAAAGGAGACGACACCUAGUCCAAUUGAAAUCGAAGAAAAAGUUCCACAUAAAGAAAUGCCGAAAGAGCAGACACCAAGCCCAGUUGAAAAAUUGGACGAAGAGCUUACAGAAGAAACUAAUAAAGGCAUGUCAAAAGAGGUGACAAUUCCGAAGGAGGCCAUUGGUACUGAUACUCUAAAAGAGACGACACCUAGUCCAAUUGAAAUCGAAGAAAAAGUUACACUUAAAGAAAUGCCAAAAGAGCGGACACCAAGCCCAGUUGAAAAAUUGGACGAAGAGCUUAAAGAAGGAACUAAGAAAGACAUGUCAAAGGAGGUGACAAUUCCGAAAGAAGCUAUUAGUACUGAUACUCUAAGGGCGACGACACCUAGUCCAAUUGAAAUCGAAGAAAAAGUUCCACAUAAAGAAAUGCCGAAAGAGCGGACACCAAGCCCAGUUGAAAAAUUGGACGAAGAGCUUACAGAAGGAACUAAGAAAGGCAUGUCAAAGGAGGUGACAAUUCCGAAGGAUGCCAUUUGUACUGAUACUCUAACGGAGACGACACCUAGUCCAAUUGAAAUCGAAGAAAAAGUUCCACAUAAAGAAAUGCCGAAAGAGCAGACACCAAGCCCAGUUGAAAAAUUGGACGAAGAGCUUACAGAAGAAACUAAGAAAGGCAUGUCAAGGGAGGUGACAAUUCCGAAGGAGGCCAUUGGUACUGAUACUCUAAAGGAGACGACACCUAGUCCAAUUGAAAUCGAAGAAAAAGUUACACUUAAAGAAAUGCCAAAAGAGCAGACACCAAGCCCAGUAGAAAAAUUGGACAAAGAGCUUACAGAAGAAACUAAGAAAGAAAUGCCAAAGGAGGUGACAAUUCCGAAGGAGGCCAUUGGUACUGAUACUCUAAAGGAGACGACACCUAGUCCAAUUGAAAUCGAAGAAAAAGUUACACUUAAAGAAAUGCCAAAAGAGCAGACACCAAGCCCAGUAGAAAAAUUGGACAAAGAGCUUACGGAAGAAACUAAGAAAGAAAUGCCAAAGGAGGUGACAAUUCCGAAGGAGGCCAUUGGUACUGAUACUUUAAAGGCGACGACACCUAGUCCAAUUGAAAUUGAAGAAAAAGUUACACUUAUUAAAAAAUUGGACAAAGAGCUUACAGAAGAAACUAAGAAAGAAAUGCCAAAGGAGGUGACAAUUCCGAAGGAGGCCAUUGGUACAGAUACUUUAAAGGCGACGACACCUAGUCCAAUUGAAAUUGAAGAAAAAGUUACACUUAAAGAAAUGCCAAAGGAGCAUACACCAAGCCCAGUUGAAAAAUUGGACGAAGAGCUUACAGAAGAAACGAAGAAAGGCAUGUCAAAGGAGGUGACAAUUCCGAAGGAGGCCAUUGGUACUGAUACUCUAAAGGAGAUGACACCUAGUCCAAUUGAAAUCGAAGAAAAAGUUACACAUAAAGAAAUGACUAAAGAGAAGACACCAAGCCCAGUUGAAAAAUUGGACAAAGAACUUACGGAAGGAACUAAGAAAGAAAUGCCAAAGGAGGUGACAAUUCCGAAAGAAACCAUUAGUACUGAUACUCUAAAGGCGACGACACCUAGUCCAAUUGAAAUUGAUGAAAAAGUUCCACAUAAAGAAAUGCCGAAAGAGCAGACACCAAGCCCAGUUGAAAAAUUGGACAAAGAGCUUACAGAAGAAACUAAGAAAGGCAUGUCAAAGGAGGUGACAAUUCCGAAGGAGGCCAUUGGUACAGAUACUUUAAAGGCGACGACACCUAGUCCAAUUGAAAUUGAAGAAAAAGUUACACUUAAAGAAAUGCCAAAAGAGCAGACACCAAGCCCAGUUGAAAAAUUGGACGAAGAGCUUAAAGAAGGAACUAAGAAAGACAUGUCAAAGGAGGUGACAAUUCCGAAAGAAGCUAUUAGUACUGAUACUCUAAGGGCGACGACACCUAGUCCAAUUGAAAUUGAUGAAAAAGUUCCACAUAAAGAAAUGCCGAAAGAGCAGACACCAAGCCCAGUUGAAAAAUUGGACGAAGAGCUUAAAGAAGAAACUAAGAAAGACAUGUCAAAGGAGGUGACAAUUCCGAAAGAAGCCAUUAGUACUGAUACUCUAAAGGCGACAACACCUAGUCCAAUUGAAAUUGAUGAAAAAGUUCCACAUAAAGAUAUGCCGAAAGAGCAGACACCAAGCCCAGUAGAAAAAUUGGACAAAGAGCUUACGGAAGAAACUAAGAAAGAAAUGCCAAAGGAGGUGACAAUUCCAAAGGAGGCCAUUGGUACUGAUACUUUAAAGGCGACGACACCUAGUCCAAUUGAAAUUGAAGAAAAAGUUAUACUUAUUAAAAAAUUGGACAAAGAGCUUACAGAAGAAACUAAGAAAGAAAUGCCAAAGGAGGUGACAAUUCCGAAGGAGGCCAUUGGUACAGAUACUUUAAAGGCGACGACACCUAGUUCAAUUGAAAUUGAAGAAAAAGUUACACUUAAAGAAAUGCCAAAAGAGCAUACACCAAGCCCAGUUGAAAAAUUGGACGAAGAGCUUACAGAAGAAACGAAGAAAGGCAUGUCAAAGGAGGUGACAAUUCCGAAGGAGGCCAUUGGUACUGAUACUCUAAAGGAGACGACACCUAGUCCAAUUGAAAUCGAAGAAAAAGUUCCACAUAAAGAAAUUCCGAAAGAGCGGACACCAAGCCCAGUUGAAAAAUUGGACGAAGAGCUUACAGAAGAAACUAAUAAAGGCAUGUCAAAGGAGGUGACAAUUCCGAAGGAGGCCAUUGGUACUGAUACUCUAAAGGAGACGACACCUAGUCCAAUUGAAAUCGAAGAAAAAGUUACACUUAAAGAAAUGCCAAAAGAGCGGACACCAAGCCCAGUUGAAAAAUUGGACGAAGAGCUUACAGAAGGAACUAAGAAAGGCAUGUCAAAGGAGGUGACAAUUCCGAAGGAGGCUAUUGGUACUGAUACUCUAAGGGCGACGACACCUAGUCCAAUUGAAAUCGAAGAAAAAGUUACACUUAAAGAAAUGCCGAAAGAGCAGACACCAAGCCCAGUUGAAAAAUUGGACGAAGAGCUUACAGAAGAAACUAAGAAAGGCAUGUCAAAGGAGGUGACAAUUCCGAAGGAGGCCAUUGGUACUGAUACUCUAAAGGAGAUGACACCUAGUCCAAUUGAAAUCGAAGAAAAAGUUACACAUAAAGAAAUGCCGAAAGAGCAGACACCAAGCCCAGUAGAAAAAUUGGACGAAGAGCUUACAGAAGAAACUAAGAAAGAAAUGCCAAAGGAGGUGACAAUUCCGAAAGAAGCCAUUGGUACUGAUACUCUAAGGGCGAUGACACCUAGUCCAAUUGAAAUCGAAGAAAAAGUUCCACAUAAAGAAAUGCCGAAAGAGCAGACACCAAGCCCAGUUGAAAAAUUGGACGAAGAGCUUACAGAAGAAACUAAGAAAGGCAUGUCAAAGGAGGUGACAAUUCCGAAGGAGGCCAUUGGUACUGAUACUCUAAGGGACACGACACCUAGUCCAAUUGAAAUCGAUGAAAAAGUUACACUUAAAGAUAUGCCGAAAGAGCAGACACCAAGCCCAGUAGAAAAAUUGGACAAAGAGCUUACGGAAGAAACUAAGAAAGAAAUGCCAAAGGAGGUGACAAUUCCGAAGGAGGCCAUUGGUACUGAUACUUUAAAGGCGACGACACCUAGUCCAAUUGAAAUUGAAGAAAAAGUUACACUUAUUAAAAAAUUGGACAAAGAGCUUACAGAAGAAACUAAGAAAGGCAUGCCAGAGGAGGUGACAAUUCCGAAGGAGGCCAUUGGUACAGAUACUUUAAAGGCGACGACACCUAGUCCAAUUGAAAUUGAAGAAAAAGUUACACUUAAAGAAAUGCCAAAGGAGCAUACACCAAGCCCAGUUGAAAAAUUGGACGAAGAGCUUACGGAAGAAACUAAGAAAGGAAUGCCAAAGGAGAAGAAGGGACAAGUUAAAAAAUUGGACGAAGAGCUUAAAGAAGAAACUAAGAAAGAAAUGCCAAAGGAGGUGACAAUUCCGAAGGAGGCCAUUGGUACAGAUACUUUAAAGGCGACGACACCUAGUCCAAUUGAAAUUGAAGAAAAAGUUACACAUAAAGAAAUUCCGAAGGAGCGGACACCAAGCCCAGUUGAAAAAUUGGACGAAGAGCUUACAGAAGAAACUAAUAAAGGCAUGUCAAAGGAGGUGACAAUUCCGAAGGAGGCCAUUGGUACUGAUACUUUAAAGGCGACGACACCUAGUCCAAUUGAAAUUGAAGAAAAAGUUACACUUAUUAAAAAAUUGGACGAAGAGCUUACAGAAGAAACUAAGAAAGGCGUGUCAGAGGAGGUGACAAUUCCGAAGGAGGCCAUUGGUACUGAUACUCUAAAGGCGAUGACACCUAGUCCAAUUGAAAUCGAAGAAAAAGUUACACUUAAAGAAAUGCCGAAAGAGCAGACACCAAGCCCAGUUGAAAAAUUGGACAAAGAGCUUAAAGAAGGAACUAAGAAAGACAUGUCAAAGGAGGUGACAAUUCCGAAAGAAGCUAUUAGUACUGAUACUCUAAGGGCGACGACACCUAGUCCAAUUGAAAUUGAUGAAAAAGUUCCACAUAAAGAAAUGCCGAAAGAGCAGACACCAAGCCCAGUAGAAAAAUUGGACAAAGAGCUUACGGAAGAAACUAUGAAAGAAAUGCCAAAGGAGGUGACGAUUCCGAAGGAGGCCAUUGGUACUGAUACUUUAAAGGCGAAGACACCUAGUCCAAUUGAAAUUGAAGAAAAAGUUACAAUUAAAGAAUUGCCAAAAGAGCAGACACCAAGCUCAGUUAAAACAUUGGACAAAGAGCUUACAGAAGAAACUAAGAAAGAAAUGCCAAAGGAGGUGACAAUUCCGAAGGAGGCCAUUGGUACUGAUACUCUAAAGGCGACGACACCUAGUCCAAUUGAAAUUGAUGAAAAAGUUCCACAUAAAGAAAUGCCGAAAGAGCAGACACCAAGCCCAGUUGAAAAAUUGGACGAAGAGCUUAAAGAAGGAACUAAGAAAGUAAUGUCAAAGGAGGUGACAAUUCCGAAGGAGGCCAUUGGUACUGAUACUCUAAAGGCGACGACACCUAGUCCAAUUGAAAUUGAUGAAAAAGUUACACUUAAAGGAAUGCCAAAAGGGCAUACACCAAGUCCCGUUGCAAUUUCGGACAAAGAGCUUCCAAAAGAAAUGCCAAGGGAGACGACAAUUGUGAAGGAGGCCAUUGUCACUGAUACUCUAAAGGCGACGACACCUAGUCCAAUUGAAAUUGAAGAAAAAGUUAUACUUAAAGAAAUGCCGAAAGAGCGGACACAAAGCCCAGUUGAAAAAUUGGACAAAGAGCUUACAGAAGGAACUAAGAAAGAAAUGCCAGAGAAGGUGACAAUUCCUAAGGAGGCCAUUGGUACUGAUACUCCAAUGGUGACGACACCUAUUCCAAUUGAAAUUGAUGAAAAAAUUCUACUUAAAGAAAUGCCGAAAGAGCAGAAACCAAGCCCAAUUGAAAAAUUGGACGAAGAGAUUAAAGAACGAACUAAGAAAGAAAUGUCAGAGGAGGUGACAAUUCCGAAGGAGGCCAUUGGUACUGCUACUCUAAAAGCGACGAUACAUAGUCUAAUUGAAAUUGAUGAAAAAGUUCCACUUAAAGAAAUGCCGAAAGAGCAGACACCAAGCCCAGUUGAAAAACUGGACAAAGAGCUUACAGAAGGAACUAAGAAAGAAAUGCCAAAGAAGGUGACGAUUCCGAAGGAGGCCAUUGUUACUGUUUCUCUAAAGGCGACGUCACAUAGUCCAAUUGAAAUUGAUGAAAAAGUUCCACUUAAAGAAAUGCCUAAAGAGCAGACACCAAGCCCAGUUGAAAAAUUGGACAAAGAGCUUACAGAAGAAACUAAGAAAGAAAUGCCAAAGGAGGUGACAAUUCCGAAGGAGGCCAUUGGUACUGAUAUUCUAAAGGCGACGACAGCUAGUCCAAUUGAAAUUGAUGAAAAAGUUCCACUUAAAGAAAUACCGAAAGAGCAGACAGCAAGCCCUGUUGAAAUUUCGGACAAAGAGCUUACAGAAGAAACUAAGAAAGAAAAUGCCAAAGGAGGUGACAAUUCCGAAGGAGGCCAUUGGUACUGA